UGUACUCCGUGAAUCCUUCCUGGAGACCCAUCAAAAUACCGUCAAGCAUCUUCCUCUGUCCAUCAAGGUGCUUGAUUGCGGCCGAAGGAUCCAAUAUAUAGUGCUUGUUGUUACCCAAGACUGCACAAGACACGCCCAGCCCAACCAAGCUUCUCAGAAGGGUUUGCUUCUCCACUGGACCAUUACCAAACAUCUGGGUCACUCGGGUCCACACCAACCAGAGAUCGACAAUAUCGAAGUACAUUUGUCUAAAUUUGUAUCGAGCGAAUAUUCCGUACUAUCACUACUCUUCACUCAGUUGCCAGCGUUCUAUACACCAACAUGGCUUCUACAGCCCUCCAUGUUGCACGCCUUGUGCUCCGUCAAGAUGAAGGCGCAGAAUCACAACCUGAGGAGGUCAUCACCUGCGGCGGCGACAACGAGUACGAUGGCCGCAUGGGCACCCGUAUCUCAUCCAUCUUCGUCAUCCUGGUAGCAUCCAGCUUCGGUGCCAUGUUCCCCGUUCUAGCAAGACGUUCCCGUAGCAAACUGGUCCCUAACUGGGUCUUCUUCGCCGCCAAGUACUUCGGUUCAGGUGUCAUCAUCACAACGGCAUUCAUCCAUCUCCUAGCUCCAGCAAACGAAGCUCUGGGUAACGAAUGUCUGACUGGUGUCAUCGCCAAGUACCCCUGGCCCGAGGGCAUCGCCCUAAUGACACUCUUCCUCAUGUUCUUCCUCGAGCUCAUGACGAUGCGUUACGCCAAGUUCGGCAGCGACCACGAGCACAGUCACGAAACCACUGGCAUUCCGCCAGCCGCCCACGCCGACGACUUCUCCGGCAAAGCCCACGACCUCGAAGGUAGCACCGGGGGCAGCAGCGGCAACCACAACAUCCGCGGCGAUGACCACCUCGGCCACCAACGCGACCAUGAAGCCGAGCUAAAAUCCGACAUGGCCCCCCGCCCCCUCGUCCCAGACGGCUACGCCUCGCAACUAACCGCCGUCUUCAUCCUCGAGUUCGGCGUAAUCUUCCACUCCAUCUUCAUCGGCCUGACCCUUGCCGUGUCCGGCGAAGAAUUCAUCACCCUCUACAUCGUCCUCGUCUUCCACCAAAUGUUCGAAGGCCUCGGUCUCGGUACCCGUCUCGCGGAAGUCCCCUGGCCCGCGUCCAAGCGCUGGACUCCGUAUUUGCUUGGUCUCGGCUACGGUAUCUCCACGCCUAUUGCUAUUGCUAUUGGUCUGGGCGUUCGCCAGUCUUUUGCGCCAGAAAGUAGGACUACGCUGCUUACAAAUGGUGUUUUUGAUUCCAUCUCCGCUGGUAUUCUUAUCUACACAGGUCUUGUGGAGCUUAUGGCGCAUGAGUUCAUGUUUAGCCCAUACAUGCAGAAGGGGCCUGUUAGCAGGACGCUUAAGGCGUUUGGCCUCAUGGUUCUUGGUGCUGGUUUGAUGGCUCUGCUCGGUUACUGGGCCUAGGUCGUCGCCACUUCUCGUUUUUCACACCGUUAUGAAGCACUUGCUAUUUUUGACUGCUUUCUUUUUGUUCGGAUACCCGUAGAUCAAGGCUGGCCUCGCGCUAUAGUAUUUCUAUUCCGAUGGGGGGGAUGCAUCACGGAUGAUGAGUUUUACUAGAUAUUCUCAUACAUAGACGGGUUCUUAUCAUGCCCAAAUAGAAGCACGCAUUCUUCUC
Messenger RNA from Alternaria rosae, 1666 nucleotides. RefSeq names its product membrane zinc transporter. Lineage: Eukaryota; Fungi; Ascomycota; Dothideomycetes; Pleosporales; Pleosporaceae. Gene Ontology annotation, biological process: zinc ion import across plasma membrane. Bases 322 to 1452 code for a protein of 376 amino acids. The record is from RefSeq and is a predicted model, not a curated record. The transcript is spliced from 3 exons. Gene Ontology annotation, molecular function: low-affinity zinc ion transmembrane transporter activity. Gene Ontology annotation, cellular component: plasma membrane.